CUUUAUCUCACGGAUUAGCGAAGGAGUACGUGUACCGUCAGAUAUACGUGCAACAACGUUCACUACAUGUAGCCACAGUCAAAUUCCCAUAGCGCAUUAUGGAUAUAUGUAUUCACAUAAAGCUAUACACGUUUCUGCAACUGUUUCUGAGUUUCACACACGUGACCCACUCAAAUGGGAAGCUCCCUGGAAUGCUCUACCCGCGGGACUCAGAAAGUAGGUCAGUGCGCCACCUGGACGGCAUGUGGGACUUCCUAAUCGACACCUCGCCGUCACGGAACCUCAGUUUCCAGCAGCAGUGGUACAGUCAUCCGCUGAGGAUGUUUGGUGAAGUGAUGACGAUACCAGUGCCCGCAAGUUACAAUGACAUCACCAUCGAUAAACAGGUUCGCGAUUUCGUGGGAUGGGCGUGGUACGAGAGGACCUACUACGUGGACAAGAACUGGGACCAAGAACGCAUCGUUUUGCGCAUUGACAGUGCCCAUUAUAACUCCAUUGUGUGGGUCAACGGAAACCAGGUGAUGACGCACGAAGGUGGUCAUUUGCCAUUCGAAGCGGAUGUGACGUCACAGCUGACCAUUGGAGGAACAAAUCGCGUGACAGUAGCUUUAAAUAACACACUGACGCCGACCACUCUUCCACCGGGGACCAUUCAGUACCAAUCAGAUACAAACAAAUAUCCUCCCGGUUACUUCGUACAGAAUCUCCAGAUGGACUUCUUCAAUUAUGCGGGAAUCCAUCGUCACGUGACCCUUUACACGACCCCUAAAUCCGCGUACAUUGAGGACAUCGAUAUCAGAACAAGUUUUCAGGGCAGUACAGGGACGGUGAAUUACACAAUUUAUAACGCCGGCCAGAUCGGGUUUGUACAAGUGCGGGUUGACGUUAUCGAUAAGGACGGCAACUCCGUUGCGCAUAGCAACCAAGCACAAGACACGCUCACUAUACGGAAUGCCAACCUCUGGUGGCCAUACACGAUGAACAGCUCCAGCCCCGGCUACCUGUACAAGCUUCAGGUAUCUGUGACGUCGCAGUCCCACAGCGAGAAAGACAUUUACCGUCAGCCCUUCGGAAUUCGAACAGUGCGCGUCACUGCGACCCAGCUUUUCAUCAAUGAUAGAGCUUUCUACUGCCAGGGAAUAAACAAACACGAGGACGCUGAUAUCCGUGGCAAGGGCCUCGACUACGCGUUGAUCGCGCGAGACUUCGAGAUGCUGCGGUGGCUGGGCGUCAACUGCUUCCGGACCUCACACUACCCGUACGCAGAGGAGAUCAUGGACAUGGCAGACCAGACUGGCAUCGUCGUCAUCGAUGAGAGCCCCGGUGUCGGCAUUGUGAACGAUAAUAACUUCAGCAACAAAUCCUUAGAGCACCAUAAGGCGGUGAUGUCCGAGAUGUUUCAGAGAGACAAGAACCGUCCGGCAGUCAUCUUUUGGUCCGUGGCCAACGAGCCAAAAUCCACUAACCCUCUCGCCGAGAACUACUUCCGGGAGGUAAUCGAGCAUGUGCGUUCCUUGGACGCCUCGAGACCUGUGACGUUUGCUUGCAAUCAGAAUUACGCCAACGACACUGUGGUCCAGUUUGUCGACGUCAUUCUGGUGAACCGCUACAUGGCCUGGUACUCGGAUGUGUCGCAUACAGAGCUCAUUCAGCGCCAGCUCGAGUACGACCUCCGCGGUUGGCACGCGAAGUUCAACAAGCCUCUCAUCGUGUCAGAGUACGGGGCUGACACAAUCGCCGGCUUUCAUCAGGAGCCAAGUUUUGUUUUCACAGAGGAAUAUCAGGUCGAGUUCCUACAAGAGUACCACACAACAUUUGACAAACUUCGCGGCGAGUUCUUCGUUGGAGAAAUGCCCUGGAACUUUGCUGACUUCAUGACAGUUCAAGGGAUCACUCGGGUGGUGGGAAAUAAGAAGGGACUUUUGACACGCCAGAGGCAGCCUAAGGCCUCUGCGCACCUCAUCCGGGACCGCUACAUGCGCAUGAUUACCGGAAACACGAACAUUUGUCGAGUCUAGUUGUUAAGAAUGCAAUAGUUGCAGUAUGAAUAGAAAAUCGGUAAUGAAAUUGAAGUGCAAAAAAUGAAAUAAAAAGCCAAGGAAUUCAUAAAAGAAAGUAUGUACAUAUUGUACAAAAGUACCAAAAAGCUAUUUCAUCGUGAUCCGGCAUAUAUAAUGACCUGUUUGACAUAUUUAAGACAAUAAAUUUAAAUGCAAGCUU
Molecule: messenger RNA, 2220 nt
Organism: Dreissena polymorpha
Lineage: Eukaryota; Metazoa; Mollusca; Bivalvia; Myida; Dreissenidae
Product: beta-glucuronidase-like
Exons: 12
Coding region: 99-2018 (639 amino acids)
Biological process (GO): carbohydrate metabolic process; glucuronoside catabolic process
Molecular function (GO): carbohydrate binding; beta-glucuronidase activity
Source: RefSeq, a predicted model, not a curated record